Paramecium primaurelia is the source of this 616-nucleotide messenger RNA. The record is from the annotation of a GenBank genome assembly. NCBI's taxonomy places the organism in Eukaryota, Ciliophora, Oligohymenophorea, Peniculida, Parameciidae.
AUGGAAUCCUCUUUAUUGAUUUCCACUGAGGAUAAAAAAUUGAUUAUGCUUAGUAUUUCUAAUGAGUACAAAAUUGAAUAUUAAGUAAACAAUCAUAUUUGAAUAUUUAGGAAACCUUUGAUAAAUCAUAUAUUAACAAUAUCAUACUUUACAAUAAGAAUUAAAUGUUAACAACUCAAGUAGAUGGAAGAUUAAGAUUAUGGAAGAGAGAGAGAUAAGGAUAAUCUUUUUAAUUAAGUUAAACUCGUACUGUUUAAGCAAUGAAAUUAAUAUCAAAAAUAUAAUAAAUUCCCUGGGAAACUUAAAAUGUUUUAAUUGGUGGUGAUACUUUAAUAUUAAUGAAUGCUGAAAAUGGAAAAUAAAUCAAAUAAUAUACAAAUAAUAAUAUUCAGUAAAAUAAAAUAAUAUGUAUAUAAUGUAUUUGGAAUAAUAUUAUAAUAAGUGGAAAUUCUAAUGGCUAAGUUAUUAAAUAGAAUUAGUACUUUAUUUAUUAAUAUCUAAUAGUGGAAAUGGAGAAUUACUAUAAGUAAUAGUGAUUGAAGAAGGAGUCAAAAAUCUCUUUGUAAACAACCAAUAUUUCUUAAUCCAUAGUAAUAAGAAACUUUAUGUAUAAUGA